UGCACGCCCCCAUGGAGGUGUCCACAUCGGUGGUGCUCAGGUUCUGCGAGGAAAACGUGCUCUGCCACUACUUCCGGCUUCUCACUAUUGUCGGCUGGCUGCCCCUUGUGGACACCAGCGAGCAGGUGCGCUGCCAGCCCGCGCUGCAGAUGCUCAACGUCAUGCACAACGUCGUCGUCUUCGUCAUACUCGUACUCGGGCACGUGCUUCAAUACACGUCCUGUUUCCGAAGGGACGGCAUCGUAAGCUACGGGUCGCAAGCAAUCCAUUCGUCCGCAGCAGUCAAGCACAAUGGAUUGGUCAACGGAAAAAACAUGAAGUGUGGCAGCAGCUGGUUUGCCGUGUACCUCCUGCCCGCUGUGAUGCAGGUCAUGGCGUACGUCAUCGCCUUGAUUCACAUGCGUUCGCACGAGAGCGAGCAGUUCCAGUCACUCGUCGAGAAGGUCUUCCUGCAGCUGACCCCUACCGACGUCUGGAACGUCGCCAAGAAGCGCAUCACGCGCCGGUUGCACGCCGUCUACGCCGCCGGCAUCCUCUGGAUCGCCGCCUCCUUGGCAUCGCAAUUGGUCAACGUCUACGCCGGCGGCACGCUCAGACUUGAGUGGAUGUACGUCGCGGAGGACGCCGAGGAAGUGCACUACUUCCUGCUCACAGCGCUCGUCUCGAUGCAGCUCUUGCACGACGUCGUGAGCAUGACCAUCGCUACGAGCUACGCUAUCCACUGCCAGCUACUACUCGUCUACCUACAGAACAUGUCGCAAGCCGUGCGAGAGAGGAGGAUGACCUUCCUCGAGUUCUUCCGCGGCAUCGAAGAGGCGCGUAAGGGCGUCCGGUAUCUCAACCAGCAGCAGGCUCUGGCGGUAACGGUGCAGACGAUAUGGGUGACGUCGAGGGUUGUGGUGCGCAAGCCGUGGACACACUGGCCUCUUUUCCUGGCCGGCUGACUCAACGUGUUCCUCUGGCUAUCACUCACGCUCUGCCACACUGUACCGUCUUCGGUAUCGCCCCACCCGCCGUGGUUGCUCAGUGGCUGUGGUGUUGGGCUGCUGAGCACGAGGUCGCGGGAUCGAAUCCCGGCCACGGCGGCCGCAUUUCGGUGGGGGCGACAUGCGAAAACACCCAUGUACUUAAAUUUAAA
Molecule: messenger RNA, 1138 nt
Organism: Dermacentor albipictus
Lineage: Eukaryota; Metazoa; Arthropoda; Arachnida; Ixodida; Ixodidae
Source: RefSeq, a predicted model, not a curated record